Molecule: messenger RNA, 770 nt
Organism: Effrenium voratum
Lineage: Eukaryota; Dinophyceae; Suessiales; Symbiodiniaceae
Source: the annotation of a GenBank genome assembly
AUGUGCAGAGUCCACAGCAGCCCAAGUUUGCAGAAGGUGCAGGACAGCUUGGCGGAAGAGUUGCGGCCAUUUCAGCGCUGGCCGGACAUCUUAGUGCUGGCCAAUAGCAGCUGUCGCAGUUGCUCCUUCUUUCUGGCGGCCUGGGCUGCGAAGCCUUUUGCCCAGGGUGACGUGGUGAUUCAGGAGACGUUGCCAUGGAUGCAGCGAAGCGGCUUGAAGGACAUCGCGGCCAAACAGGACUCGAGCGCUUCUACGACUAUUUUUGAGGUCUCCACCCAACGUCCGAACACGGGUCGCCGGGAAAUGCACCUUGCAGCUCCGCUGCUUCCCACGAGCCUGCUGCAUUACACUCACCUCCUGGACCACCACGCACUGGAAGAGCAGCUGCCUGCCUGGGAAGCAGAGCGCCCGCCACUUGUUGUCUUGCGCUGCGAAGUUGUCUUUCAACCCUACCAGCUGCCGCUGCUGCGGCUCACGGCGGCGGAGGACAUGCAGCCCUUCGGCGGGGAGCUUGCGGUGGCAGUGGCAAGAUGCUGCGGGCCAGCCGCGAACUCCAAGCAGCCAGACAUCGGUGAGAAGGAUGCUUCAGAUCCGCUGCUUAGCGCGCAAGCCUUCAUGACAUUAGACUGCUAAGUGUGCCGUGUAAAGGCAGCGGCGCGGUCCAGGCGCAGCACGAUGCGGUGCACUUGUCCAGUUGCAAGGAGGCGGACAUCUACAUGAACGGGCGCGGCCUUGUCGCUGCGCGGUGCUCAUUUCCUCUUCCCGACCGG